CAGAAGACGAUACGAUAAAAGCUAAUCAGACGGAUUUUAUUAUAGGAUUUGAUAAAAGUAUAGAUGAAAUCAUGGUUAGAGAUAGAGUGAGCAUGAAAAAAGCUAAAGGUUGAAUUUACGAUUUUAUUAUUGCACAAAAUUCUGGUGCUAAGCAUGAAACUCUUUAUAGGAAAAUCGAAAGAUCUAGGAAUAUUUACAGGCUAUUCGAAAAAAUAGGACUAGAUAAUGUCAGAUAUAUUAAAUCAAAUAGUGCAAACUCUAUUUCGAAAUUCUCUAACGGAAAUUCGAACUAUUAUCCGGAGAAAGAUUCCAGUGAAAUCAAAUCAAGAUGAUCAGACUAAUGCAUCGGAAGCGCAAGCGAACACCUCGAUUUCAGCUAAGGAAAGUGUCUCAACUGAAUCCCGCUUGCCGGAGUUAAAUCCAAAAGAACCAUUUAUUAUUAAAAUAAAUCGGAUAUAGAUACUCUUGUCCUUCAUUUGCAACAAGAAUUCAUUAGAAUUGGUUAAUUAUCAGAGAUACUGAGCUAAAUUUGAUAGUCAAUAUGAGUGAAGCUGAUAAAGUUGGGAGGCUAAAAUGAGAAUCCCUAGAGAUGAUACGAAAAAUAAGUUAAAAGGAUACGUCCUCAAAUAUGAUAUGAAGUAGUUAGAUCCGUGGUUAUGUAUUAUAGGAUGUACCAUGUUAUUUUUGGUAUCAAUAAAGAUUUAAGUACUUAUUGUGCGAAUUAUUU
Molecule: messenger RNA, 727 nt
Organism: Rhizophagus irregularis DAOM 181602=DAOM 197198
Lineage: Eukaryota; Fungi; Glomeromycota; Glomeromycetes; Glomerales; Glomeraceae
Source: RefSeq, a predicted model, not a curated record